AAACACCAAUCAACAAUGGCAACAAGAAUAAUUUUCAAUCAGCAAAAAAAUCUAUGGAAUUAUCAUCGAAGAUUUUAUUAUUCAACUGAAAAAAAUCUAACCAAAUUCAGUUCAAUACGUAAUGAUUAUUAUAAACGUAAAACAUCAUUAUCAUCAUCAUUAUCAACAACAUCAACAUUUGGUAAUGGUGGUAAACAAUCAACAACAAAUGGCCAAUCAACGAAUGGCCAAUCAUCAUCAACAUCAACAAUUGUAAGAGAAUCAUUUGCAAAUCGUCAAGAAUUACGUCGUGCACAACGUGUUGUUAUAAAAUUAGGUUCAGCUGUUAUAACACGUGAUGAUGAAUGUGGUCUUGCGUUAGGUCGUUUAGCAUCAAUUGUUGAACAAGUAUCCGAACUACAUAAAGAAGGUCGUGAUGUUUUAAUGGUAACAAGUGGUGCUGUUGCAUUUGGUAAACAAAAAUUAGCAUCCGAAUUACGAAUGUCAAUGUCAAUGCGUGAAACAUUAUCUCGUGCGAAUGAUCAUCUGCAAGCACGUGGUAUGACUUUGUUGGAACCACGUGCAGCAGCUGCUGUUGGUCAAUCUGGAUUGAUGGCCCUUUAUGAUGCUAUGUUUGCACAAUAUGGUAUAACAAUAGCACAAAUUCUGAUUAAUAAAACAGAUUUUCGUAAUCCAACAUCCCGACAGAAUCUAGCAUCAACUGUAUUUGAAUUAUUAAAAUUUGAUAUAAUACCAAUUAUCAAUACAAAUGAUGCAGUCGUAUCACCAGCAUUACCUGAUGUAGAUUUAGAAGGUGUUAUCAGUGUUAAUGAUAAUGAUAUUUUAGCUGCACAUUUAGCAGUUGAAGUUAAUUCGGAUGCUUUGUUCUUGCUUUCGGAUGUUAAUGGUAUUUAUACAAAACCACCAAAACAAGAAGGAGCUAGGCUAUUGCAUACAUAUGAUCCAAGUAUUGCUGAAAAUAUUACAUUUGGUGAAGGUUCACGUGUUGGUACUGGUGGUAUGGAAUCAAAAGUUAAUUCAGCUGUUUGGGCAUUAAAUCGUGGUGUUUCGGUUGUCAUUUGUAAUGGUAUGCAAGAUGAUGCUAUUGCUAAUAUUAUGUCCGGUAAACGUGUUGGUACAUUUUUUACACAAAUACCUGAACAAAUUGAAUCAACACAGGCUAUGAUACAAAAUGCCAGACAAAGUAGCCGUUUAUUACAGAAAUUAACUGGCCUUGAACGUGGUGCUAUUAUUCAUCGUUUGGCAAAUUUAUUAGAAGAACGUAUCGAUACGAUUUUAGAAUCAAAUGAACGUGAUCUGAUUAAAGCACGUUCAUCAGAUUUAGCAAAACCAUUAUUAGAUCGUUUAGCAUUGAAUGAAACGAAAUUAAAAUCAUUAUCGAUUGGUCUGCGUCAGAUUGCUGAUAGUUCAGAAUCGGUUUUAGGCCGUCAACGUCGUCGUACACGAAUAUCAAAUGGUCUUGAUUUAUGUCAAAUUACUGUACCACUGGGUGUACUAUUGGUAAUAUUUGAAUCACGGCCAGAUUGUCUACCACAAAUUGCAGCCUUAUCAAUUGCAAGUGGAAAUGGUCUGUUGGCUAAAGGUGGUAAAGAAGCAUGGGAAACAAAUCAAACAUUACAUCAAUUAAUACAGGAAGCAUUAUCAUCAAUAUCAUCCGAUGUACGAAUGGCUGUAAAUUUAGUUAGCACACGGGAAGAUGUUGCCGAAUUAAUUCAAGCUGAUAAUGGUAUUGAUUUAAUUAUACCACGUGGUUCAAGUGAAUUAGUUCGUUCAAUACAGGAACAAAGUCAAAAUAUACCUGUAUUAGGUCAUUCUGAAGGUAUUUGUCAUGUUUAUAUUGAUGAUCGUGCUGAUAUGGAUAAAGCAAUCCGAAUUGUUCGUGAUUCAAAAUGUGAUUAUCCAUCAGCAUGUAAUGCAAUUGAAACACUGUUAUUACAUCGUGAUCUUAUUGAUCGACAAGAUGAUGAUUUUUUUCAUCGUCUUUGUAAUACAUUAAAACAAGAAUCCGUACGUUUAUAUUCUGGACCAAGAUUACAUCAAUUGUUAACAUUUGGUCCACCAAAAGCCAAAAAUCUACAAACAGAAUAUGGUGGAUUGGAAAUGGCAAUCGAAAUUGUUGAUGAUUAUCAUCAAGCAAUUGAUCAUAUUAAUUUUAAUGGUAGUGGUCAUACUGAUUGUAUUGUUACUAAUGAUGAAAAUCGUGCCAAAGAAUUUUUAAGAGAUGUUGAUUCAGCAUGUGUAUUUCAUAAUUGUUCAACAAGAUUUGCUGAUGGUUAUCGUUUUGGUUUGGGUGCUGAAGUUGGUAUAUCAACUGGUCGUAUACAUGCACGUGGUCCAGUUGGUAUUGAAGGUUUAUUAACAACCAAAUGGCAAUUAGUUGGACAAGGACAUGUUGUACAGGAUUUUGAAAAAAAUGGUUUCUGUCAAUAUGAACAUCAAUCAUUACCAAUUGAAUCGGAAUAUCAACAACAACAAAAUUCAAACAAAUUAAAUGUUGAAAUUGAUUCUUGAAAGGAUGUUUUCUUCUUAUCAUAUUAUAUGUAUCAUUCUUUGUUCUUUACAAAUUAAAAUUGUUGUAAUUGAGCAAAUAAAUUUCGUAAUUUUUCUUUAUUA
Molecule: messenger RNA, 2613 nt
Organism: Dermatophagoides pteronyssinus (European house dust mite)
Lineage: Eukaryota; Metazoa; Arthropoda; Arachnida; Sarcoptiformes; Pyroglyphidae
Biological process (GO): G protein-coupled receptor signaling pathway
Cellular component (GO): membrane; mitochondrion; cytoplasm
Molecular function (GO): ATP binding; glutamate-5-semialdehyde dehydrogenase (NADP+) activity; glutamate 5-kinase activity
Source: RefSeq, a predicted model, not a curated record